AUGGAAAAAGUCAAAAACAAUUCAGUGGAGACCACAGUGACAGACUUCAUCCUCUUGGGAUUGGCUCAUCCACCAAAACUGAGGACCUUCCUCUGCCUGGUCUUCUUGGUUAUCUACACCUUGACACAGCUUGGAAACAUACUUAUCUUGCUUACAGUCUGGGUUGACCCCCAACUAAAUGCACGUCCUAUGUACAUACUUCUGGGUGUCCUCUCCUUCCUAGACAUGUGGCUUUCUUCAGUCAUUGUUCCACUGAUUAUCUUGAGCUUCACUCCUGCCAGUAAGGCUAUCCCAUUUGCAGGGUGUGUGGCUCAACUCUACUUUUUUCACUUCCUAGGAAGCACUCAAUGCUUCCUCUACACCUUGAUGGCAUAUGACAGAUACCUGGCAAUAUGCAGACCUCUACAUUACCCUGUGCUAAUGAAUGGACGUCUAUGCACGAUGCUUGUGGCUGGAGCAUGGGUGGCUGGCUCUAUCCAUGGUUCUAUCCAGGCUACCUUGACUUUCCGACUGCCUUACUGUGGACCCAAUCUGGUAGAUUACUUUAUCUGUGACAUCCCUGCAGUGCUGAGGCUGGCCUGUGCUGACACCACUAUCAAUGAGCUGGUGACCUUUGUAGACAUUGGGGUGGUGGCUGCCAGCUGCUUCCUGCUGAUCCUGCUCUCCUAUGCAAACAUUGUCUAUGCCAUCCUACAGAUCCGUACAGCAGAUGGGAGGCGAAAAGCCUUUUCCACCUGUGGCUCACACCUGACUGUGGUUACUGUAUAUUAUGUCCCCUGCAUUUUCAUCUACCUACGAGCUGGUUCCAAGAGUCCACUAGACGGUGCAGUGGCUGUGUUUUACACAGUUGUCACUCCAUUGCUCAACCCCCUGAUCUAUACUCUUAGAAACCAAGAGGUAAAGGCAGCCCUAAAAAGAUUAACCAGAGCCCGAGGAACCCACAAUGAAAAAAAAUAA
Molecule: messenger RNA, 957 nt
Organism: Monodelphis domestica (gray short-tailed opossum)
Lineage: Eukaryota; Metazoa; Chordata; Mammalia; Didelphimorphia; Didelphidae
Product: olfactory receptor 10G2
Biological process (GO): G protein-coupled receptor signaling pathway
Cellular component (GO): membrane
Molecular function (GO): olfactory receptor activity; G protein-coupled receptor activity
Source: RefSeq, a predicted model, not a curated record